Leptonychotes weddellii (Weddell seal) is the source of this 8622-nucleotide messenger RNA. NCBI's taxonomy places the organism in Eukaryota, Metazoa, Chordata, Mammalia, Carnivora, Phocidae. The record is from RefSeq and is a predicted model, not a curated record.
AUGGUGGUGAACCAAGAGGAGGUGGUUGAGGACCAAAUAGACAUGGACAUGAAGAUUCCAAUUCAGGGAAAGACUUGUUCCAGCUUUGGGGAAUGCUGUGAGCACACAGCCUACAACCACUGGAUCCUACAAGCAGAUAAUAACUACACUCUUCUGAAUGGCACACAAGCCAUGCACCGUGGUGAAGAGACCAACCGUUGGGUACUCAUCAAGGGCUUGGUUCCUUUUACUAACUAUACUGUACAAGUGAAUGUUUCAAAUAGCCAAGGCAGCUUGAUGAGUGAUCCUGUAACAUUUGCAAUGCCACCAGGGGCUCCAGAUGGCGUGCUGCCUCCGAGGCUUUCAUCUGCCACUCCAACCAGUCUUCAGGUUGUCUGGUUUACACCAGCUCGCAACAACGCUCCCGGCUCUCCCAGAUACCAACUCCAGAUGAGGCCUGGCCACUCCACCCAUGGAUUUAUAGAGUUAUUUUCCAAUCCUUCUGCAUCGUUAAGCUAUGAAGUGAGAGAUCUCCAACCAUACACAGAAUAUGAGUUUCGGUUGGUUGCCUCCAAUGGAUUUGGCAGUGCACAUAGUUCCUGGAUUCUCUUCAUGACCACAGAGGACAAACCUGGACCUAUGGACCCUCCAAUUCUUCUGGACGUGAAGUCAAGAAUGAUGUUGGUCACCUGGCAGCAUCCUUUAAAGUGCAAUGGGGUCAUUACCCAUUAUAACAUUUACCAACAUGGCCACCUCUCCCUAAAAACUUCUGGAAAUAUCACUAAUUGCACAGUGAUCCAUUUGCGCCCAUAUACUGCCUAUAAAUUUCAGGUAGAAGCCUGUACUUCAAAAGGGUGUUCCCUCUCACCAGAGUCCCAGACCGUAUGGACACUCCCAGAUGCACCGGAAGAUAUCCCGAGUCCAGAGUUGUUCUCGGAUACCCCAACAUCUGUGAUUAUAUCUUGGCAACCCCCCAAGCACCCCAAUGGCUUGGUGGAGAACUUCACAAUUGACAGAAGGGUUCAAGGGGAGGAAGAAUUUACUACCCUGGUGACUCUCCCAAGAAGUCAUCCCAUGAGGUUUAUUGACAAGACUUCUGCUCUUAGCCCGUGGACAAAAUAUGAAUACAGGGUACUAAUGAGCACUCUUCAUGGAGGUGCAAACAGCAGUGGUUGGGUAGAAGUGACCACAAGACCCUCACGACCUGCUGGGGUGCAGCCACCCAAGGUGCAUGUGCUAGGACCCGAUACAGCCAAGGUCACUUGGAAACCCCCACUCAUGCAGAAUGGAGACAUACUUAGCUAUGAGAUCCGCAUGCCUUAUCCUCACCUCACAAUAACCAAUGUUACUUCCUCUGUGUUAAGUCGAGUAAUUACUCAUCUGAUUCCUUUCACUAACUACUCUGUCACCAUUGUGGCUUGCUCAGGAGGCAACGGGUACCUAGGAGGGUGCACAGAGAGUUUACCUACCCAUGUUACCACCCACCCCACCCUACCUCAGGGCAUUAACCCGUUGUUGGUGAUUCCACUAAGUGAAUCAUAUGUUGGGAUUUCAUGGCAGCCACCAUCCAGACCAAACGGACCCGAUUUGAGAUAUGAGCUUCUGAGACGUAAAAUCCAGCAACCACUUGCAUCAAAUCCCCCAGAAGAUUUAAAUCUGUGGCACAAUAUUUAUUCAGGAACUCAGUGGUUUUAUGAAGAUAAGGGUCUUAGCAGGUUUACAACGUACGAGUAUAAGGUGUUUGUACACAACAGCGAGGGUUUCUCACCGAGCGAAGGAGCUACCGUGACAACAUUAGCUGGUCUUCCAGAGAGGGGAGCCAAUCUCACCGUAACUGUUGUUAACCACACGGCCAUAGAUGUGACAUGGGCUAAACCAACCUUUCAAGACCUACAAGGUGAUGUUGAAUAUUAUACACUUUUUUGGAGUUCUGCUACCUCAAAUGAAUCUCUCAAAAUCCUCCCAGAUGUAAACUCUCAUGUCAUCAGCCACUUAAAUCCAAACACAGAGUAUCGGAUUUUUAUCUCUGUCUUCAAUGGAGUCCACAGCAUCAGUGGUGAAGUACUGCGUGCAACCACUUUCGAUGGGGAGCCUCAGGGCAUGCUUCCUCCAGAGGUUGUCAUCAUCAACAGUACAGCUGUACGUGUCAUCUGGACAUCUCCUUCAAACCCAAAUGGUGUUGUCACUGAAUAUUCUGUCUAUGUAAAUAAUAAGCUCUACAAGACUGGAAUGAAUGUGCCUGGGUCUUUCAUUCUGAGAGACCUGUCUCCCUUCACUAUCUAUGACAUCCAGGUUGAAGUCUGCACCAAAUAUGCCUGUGUGAAAAGUAAUGGAACCCAAAUCACCACUGUAGAAGAUACCCCAAGUGAUAUACCAACACCCACAAUUCAUGGCAUCACUUCAAGAUCCCUUCAAGUUGAUUGGCUGUCUCCAGGGAAGUCAAAUGGCAUUAUCCUCGGAUAUGAUGUCUUACGUAAAACAUGGCAUUCAUGCCCUAAAACUCAGAAGUUAAGGAAGGACCACAGUGGUGAGCUCUGCAAGGCAGUGAAGUGUCAAAAACCUAAAACUAUCUGUGGAGAGAGGUGCUAUUCUCCAGAAGCUCAGGUUUGUUGUAAUGGAGUUCUCUAUGACCCCCAGCCUGGGCACCACUGCUGUGAAGAGAAGUAUAUCCCAUUCGUUUUGAAUUCAACUGUGGUUUGUUGUGGUGGCCGGAUACAAGAGGCUCAACCAAAUCAUCACUGCUGCUCUGGGUAUUACACUAGAAUUCUACCAGGUGAAGUAUGUUGUCCAGAUGAACAGCACAAUCGGGUUUCCACUGGCAUCGGUGACUCCUGCUGUGGCAGAAUGCCUUAUUCCACCUCAGGAAACCAGAUUUGCUGUGCUGGGAGGCUUCAUGAUGGCCAUGGACAGCAGUGCUGUGGUGGACAGAUUGUGAGCAAAGAUUUAGAAUGCUGUGGUGGAGAAGAAGAGGGCAUGGCGUACAGUCGCCUUCCAGGGAUGUUCUGUUGUGGGCAGGAUUAUGUGAAUAUGUCAGAUACCAUAUGCUGUUCAGCUUCCAGUGGAGAGUCUAAAGCACAUGUUAAAAAGAAUGACCCAGUGCCAAUAAAAUGCUGCGAGACUGAACUUAUUCCAAAGAGCCAGAAAUGCUGUAAUGGAGUUGGAUAUAAUCCUUUGAAAUAUGUUUGCUCUGACAAGAUUUCAACUGGAAUGAUGAUGAAGGAAACCAGAGAGUGCGGGAUGCUCUGCCCAGCAUCUCUGGAAGCCACAGCAUACUGCGGCAGGUGUGACUUCAAUUUUACCAGCCACAUUUGUACUGUGAUCAGAGGACCUCACAAUUCCACAGGCAAGGAAUCAAUAGAAGAAAUAUGCUCAUCUGCUGAAGAGACUGUUCACACGGGAAGUAUAAACACAUUCUCCUUCACAGAUGUGAACCUGGAGCCUUAUAUGACGUAUGAGUAUAGGAUUUCUGCAUGGAAUAGCUAUGGACGAGGAUUCAGCAAAGCUAUCAGAGCCAAGACAAAAGAAGAUGUGCCUGAAGGAGUGAGUGCCCCUAGGUGGGCCAAAAUGGAUAAUCGUGAAGAUGUGAUAGUCUUAAAUUGGAAGAAACCUAUACAAUCAAAUGGUCCAAUUAUUUACUACAUUCUUCUCCGAAAUGGGAUUGAAUGCUUUCGGGGGACAUCACUGAGCUUCUCUGAUACGGAGGGCAUUUGGCCAUUUCAGGAAUACUCAUACCAGCUGAAAGCUUGCACCGCUGCUGGCUGUGCUAUCAGCAGCAAGGUAGUUGCAUCUACGACCCAAGGAGUUCCGGAGAGCAUCCUGCCGCCCAGAGUCACGGCACCCAGCGCAGAAGCUCUGCAUUUGAGCUGGAGCGUCCCUGAGAAACCAAACGGCGUCAUUAAAGAGUACCAGCUCCGGCAGGUUGGGAAAGGUCUCAUCUACACUGGCACCACUGACAGGAGGCAGCAUACGGUCACAGGUCUCCAGCCAUACACCAACUACAGCUUCACACUUACAGCUUGUACCUCUGCUGGAUGCACUUCAAGUGAGCCUUUUCUAGGUCAGACACUGCAGGCAGCCCCUGAAGGAGUUUGGGUGACACCUCGACACAUUAUCAUCAAUUCUACAACAGUGGAAUUAUUUUGGAGUCCUCCAGAGAAGCCCAAUGGUCUCAUUUCUCAGUAUCAGUUGAGUCGUAAUGGAACCUUGGUUUUCCUGGGUGACAGUGAGGAGCAGAAUUUCACUGAUAAAAACCUGGAGCCCAACAGCAGAUACGUUUAUACAUUGGAAGCCACAACUGGAGGCGGCAGCAAUCCUAGUGAUGAUUACAUUGUACAAACACCUGCACUGACACCAGAAGAAAUCCAGCCUCCAUAUAACAUCACAGCAAUUGGGCCUUAUUCCGUAUUCAUAGCUUGGACCCCACCAGGGAUCCUCAUCCCCAAAAUGCCUGUGGAGUACAAUGUCUUACUCAAUGCUGGAAGUGUAGCACCUCUGACCUCCUCUGUUGGUCAUCAUCAAUGCAUCCUUCUGGAAAAUUUGGCUCCAUUCACACAAUACGAGAUAAGGAUACAAGCGUGUCAAAAUGGAAGUUGUGGAGUUAGCAGUAGGACGUUUGUCAAAACAUUUGAAGCAGCCCCAAUGGAUCUACAUUCCCCGGUUCUUAAGGCACUGGGGUCAGCUUGCAUAGAGGUUAAAUGGAUGCCACCUGAAAAGCCAAAUGGAGUCAUCAUCAACUACUUUCUUCACAGACGUCCUGCUGGUAUUGAAGAGGAGUCCCUUUUGUUUGUCUGGUCAGAAGGAGCCCUUGAAUUCACUGAUGCUUCAGAUACUCUGAUGCCUUUCACACUCUACGAAUACCGAGUCAGAGCCCACAACUCCAGGGGCUCAGUGGAGAGUCUGUGGUCAUCAGCACGAACCCUGGAAGCCCCACCUCAAUAUCUGCCAGCACCUUGGGUGCAAGCCACCAGUGCUCAUUCAGUUCUGCUGAAAUGGACAAAGCCAGAAUUGCCCAAUGGCAUUAUCUCCCAGUACCAUGUGGUCUACCAAGAGAGACCGGAUGAUCCAACAUUUAACGUCUCUACUGUGCAUGCUUUCACCGUGAUGGGAAUGAGCCUUCAAGCCCACCUGUUUGGGUUAGAACCAUUCACAACAUAUCACAUUGGAAUUGUGGCCACAAACCAGGCAGGAGAAGUUUCAAGCCCCUGGACUGUGGUUCAAACCCUAGAAUCUUCCCCAAGUGGACUGAGCAACUUUACCGUAGAACAGCAAGAGAACGGCCGGGCGUUGUUGUUACAGUGGUCAGAGCCUGUGAGAACCAAUGGUGUGAUUCAGACCUACAACAUCUUCAGUGAGGGUAUCCUGGAGUACACUGGCUUGAAUCGGCAGUUUCUCUUCCGACGCCUGGUCCCUUUCACUCUCUACACGCUGAUCCUGGAGGCCUGCACCAAGGUGGGCUGUGCACACUCAGCACCCCAGCCUCUGUGGACAGAGGAAGCCCCUCCCCACUCUCAGCUGGCUCCUGCGAUCCAGUCUGUAGGCUCCACCAGCAUUGAGCUGAGCUGGUCUGAGCCUCUCCACCCACACGGAAAGAUAAUUCGCUAUGAAGUGAUUCGCAGGUGUUUCGAGGGAAAAGCUUGGGGAAAUCAGACAAUCCAGGCCGAUGAGAAAAUUGUUUUCACAGAAUAUAAUACUGAAAGGAACACAUUUAUGUAUAAUGACACUGGUUUGCAGCCAUGGACGCAGUGUGGGUACAAAAUCCACACUUGGAAUUCAGCAGGCCACACCUGUAGCUCUUGGAACGUAGUAAGGACAAUGCCGGCUCCUCCAGAGGGUCUCUCUCCACCUGAGGUAGCCUGUGUAUCUAUGAAUCCUCCAAAACUGCUGAUUUCCUGGAUCCCGCCAGAACAGUCUAAUGGUAUUAUCCAGUCAUAUAAACUUCAAAGGAACAGAGUGCUCUAUCCUUUCAGCUUUGAUGCUGUGACUUUCAAUUAUACUGAUGAAGACCUGCUUCCAUUUUCCACGUACAGUUACGCAGUCAUAGCCUGCUCAGAUGGAGGCUGUUCCACCAGCGAAACCACCAGCUUUACCACUCCUGAGGCUGCUCCAGCAGGAGUCAGCCCUCCAGCUCUCCGGACCAUCAACGCCACUCAAAUAAAUGUAUCGUGGGCACCACCAUCGAUUCAAAAUGGAAAGAUCACUAAAUAUUUGCUUAGGUUGGACGGUAAGGAGUACCUUGCUGGGCAGAGCCUGUCCCUGCUGGUUUCUGACCUACAGCCUUAUACUCAGUAUAAUUUCUCCCUGGAAGCUUGCACCAAUGGGGGCUGUACGGCUAGUGCAUCCAGAUCUGCCUGGACCAUGGAGGCCCCACCGCAGAACAUGGACCCUCCAAAACUGCAAGUCACCGGCUCAGAAUCCAUAGAAAUCACCUGGAAACCUCCCAGAAAACCGAACGGCCAGAUCAGAAGUUAUGAACUUAGACGGGAUGGAACCAUUGUCUAUACUGGCCUGGAAACUCGCUAUCAUGAUUUUACUCUCACCCCAGGUGUGGAGUACGGAUACACAGUGACUGCCAACAACAGCCAAGGGGGUGUUUUGAGUCCACUCAUCAAAGAUAGAACCAGCCCCUCAGCACCUUCAGGGAUAGAACCUCCAAAAUUAAAGGCCAAGGGUCCGCAACAGAUUUUAGUGAACUGGGACGCUCCCGUGAGGACAAAUGGCCAUAUUGUCAAUUAUACCCUCUUUAUCCGAGAGCUGUUUGAAAAAGAAACAAAAGUCAUACACAUCAAUACAACUCAUAAUUCUUUUGACACACAGUCAUUCGUAGUAGACAAGCUGAAGCCGUUUCACAGGUAUGAAGUACGAGUUCAAGCCUGCACCCUGCUGGGAUGUGCGUCAAGUGACUGGACAUCCCUACAGACCCCUGAGGUUGCACCUCUGAUGCAGCCCCCACCCCAUCUAGAGGUACGGAUGGCUCCAGGUGGAUUCCAGCCCACAGUUGCCCUUUCGUGGAUGGGACCACUUCAGCCAAAUGGAAGAGUUUUAUAUUAUGAGGUAUACAGAAGACAAAUCACAACUCGGCCUGGAAAAUCAAAUCCAGUGUUAACCUAUAAUGGAAGCUCAAGCUCUUUUAUAGAUUUCGAACUAUCGCCUUUCACAGAAUAUGAGUAUCAGGUCUGGGCAGUGAAUUCAGCAGGAAAAGCCCCCAGUACCUGGACAUGGUGUAGAACUGGGCCUGCUCCCCCAGAAGGUCUCGGGGCCCCCACAUUCCAUGCAGUCUCUUCCACCCAAGCAGUGGUCAACAUCAGCGCCCCUGGGAAGCCCAACGGAAUCGUCGGUCUCUACAGGCUGUUCUCCAACGCCAGUGGGGUGGAGACAGUGUUGUCUGAAGGCAUGGCCACCCAGCAGACUCUUCACGGCCUGCAGCCCUUCACCACGUACUCCGUUGGGGUGGAGGCCUGCACCUGCUUCAAUUGUUGCAGCAAAGGGCCAACGGCAGAGCUGAGAACUCAUCCCGCUCCACCCUCGGGACUGUCCUCUCCCCAAAUCCAGACGCUGUCCUCGAGGACAGGGUCCUUCCGGUGGAGCCCACCCCUGUUCCCCAAUGGUGUCAUUCAAAGCUAUGAGCUUCAGCUCUAUGCGGCUUGCCCUCCAGAUUUAGCCACGCUGUGUGCCCCCGGCCAAGCAGAGACCAAGUAUGUGGGGCUGGGGCUGACGGCCAGCCUUGAGGGCCUCCAGCCCUACACCACCUACAAACUCAGAGUGGUGGCCCACAACGAGGUGGGCAGCACGGCUUCUGGAUGGAUCAGCUUCAUCACCCAAACAGAAUUGCCCCAGUACCGAGCCCCAUUUUUGGUGGACAGCAAUUUGUCUCUGGUGCGUGUGGACUGGAGUGGCUCUUUCCUGCUGAACGGCCCACUGAAGGAGUUCGUGGUGACUGAUGGAGGCCAGCGUGUGUAUAGUGGCUUCGACACCACCCUCUACCUGCCGAGGACGGCGGACAAAACCUUCUUUUUCCAGGUCAUCUGCACCACAGAUGAAGGAAGCGUUAAAACACCUGUGGUCCAAUAUGAUACCGCUACCGGAUUUGGCCUGGUUCUGACAACUCCUGGAGAAAAGAGAGGAUCGGGGAACAAAAGCACUGAGUUCUACAGCGAGUUAUGGUUCAUCGUGUUAAUGGCGAUUCUAGGCUUGAUCUUGUUGGCCAUUUUUCUGUCUCUGAUACUACAAAGAAAAAUCCACAAAGAGCCGUAUAUCAGAGAGAGACCUCCCUUAGUACCUAUUCAGAAGAGAAUGUCUCCACUGAAUGUCUACCCACCCGGGGAAACCCACGUGGGAUUAGCUGAUACCAAAAUUCCCCGGUCCGGGACACCCAUCAGUAUUAGGAGCAACCGGAGCAUAUCCGUACUUCGGAUCCCAAGUCAGAGCCAAAUAAGCCAAACCUGUUCCCAAGGCUCUCUCCCCGGCAGUGUCAGCCAACUCAUGCACAUUCAAGACAAGAAAGUCUUGAUCGAUGAAUCGCUGUGGGAAACCAUCACGGGCCAUGAGAGUGGAUUGUAUGUGGAUGAAGAGGACCUGAUGAACGCCAUCAAGGGCUUCAGCUCUGUGACUAAAGAGCAUACCACGUUCACCGACACCCACUUGUAA